Messenger RNA from Magallana angulata, 2446 nucleotides. Its product is annotated as major egg antigen-like. Lineage: Eukaryota; Metazoa; Mollusca; Bivalvia; Ostreida; Ostreidae. Bases 451 to 1497 code for a protein of 348 amino acids. Gene Ontology annotation, biological process: response to heat; protein refolding. The record is from RefSeq and is a predicted model, not a curated record. The transcript has 2 exons. Gene Ontology annotation, molecular function: protein folding chaperone.
CAGGAAGCAAACAGAAGAUGUUUGACUCUAUUACUGAAAUCAGAUAAAAUUCGGGAGGCACCCAAUUUUUGACAAUGUUCUGGCGAGAUUAGAGUUGCCCUUGCAUCUAUAUUCAUCUCGAUAUGACAUAGUAAUUACGUCACUUUCGCGCGAUGACUAAGCGCUGUGUAUUUUGUGAAUGAGUGGACGGCUGAAUUCUUGGCAUUCCUCCGUCGGGGAUGCUGAUUCCCCGCGCGAGGAAUUCUCCUCCAGAGAGCGGCUGUCAGUGUAGAACACACCAAGCCACUACUUUCUCUGACGAGUGUUAGCAUUCAGUUCGGAUUCCUUAUCAACUAGCUGUGAAAAAGCGUUUGUCUAUUUCAGAAUCUGGUUUUUGAUCGAGAGGAAAAACAGAAACACGCUCCGUACGUCGACUUAUCAAAAAGCCCGGGGUGUGCGCUCUUUAUAAGUAUGGCCAAGUUUCGAUCCGAGCUGCAGGUUCCUGUUAAAAAAGACGAAAUGACAUUCCAGGACAGACAAGUCAAAUCUUGGGAGGAUAUGGAAGUACGCAUGGAAAAGCGCAGGAAGGAGUGGGACGACGAAUUUGAAAAAAUCCGUAAGGACUUUUUUACUUUAAAACCCACCGAUAAUCACAUCGGGAACGGAAGUAUUGGUAAUCACGUGGGGAUCGACAAUAACAUGGACACCAUGAACUCAAUGUUUGAAAGCGACGGAACGGGACAAAGGUUUAAAGUGAGAUUUGAUGUUUCUGAAUUCCGACCAGAGGAAAUUCAAGUUAAGGUACAGGACAACAAAUUAUUUGUUUCUGCAAAACACGAAGAAAAAUCCACAAAGGCUUCGGUCAGUCGUGAGUACAGCCGACAGGUAGACAUACCUAACAAUGUGGAUCAGGAGAAGAUGCAAUGUGUGCUAAGUAGGGACGGGAUUUUGACUGUGGAUGGGCCUACAAAAGGACAGAUUCUGAUUGAAAGGGAGACUACUCUUCCGAUACAGCACCAACCCUCUAGCACUCCGAUAGUGACCCCUGUCUCACCUACACCAAAUGCCAACAACCAGGUGGCGCCUUUCUCCAAACCACUAGAAAUUGCCACACCCGUCAAAAAUCCGAUCAUAACGGAGCCAGACGGCACGCGCAAGUUACGGCUAAGUGUCGACGUCGGUGAGUUCAAACCAGAAGAAAUUGUCGUAAAAACUGCUGACCGGAAAUUAAUUGUACAUGCAGAACACGAAGAAAAAUUAUCAGGUCGCACUCUUCAUAAGGAGUUCAAUAAAGAGUACGAGUUACCCGAAUCGGUGGACCAGUCCGCCAUAACGGCGUACAUUGGAGAGGAGGGGAAGUUAUUUGUUGAGGCACCGCUUAAACCACAGCAACAGAAACGCUAUUCCAUAACACAGAGUCAUGACGUCAGAAAGGUAGUCGUCACCAAGGAGUCCCAAGUGACCAUCACAGACGGUAACAACCGUCCCAUGGUAACAAUCAACGUCCACCGGCGUUAGACAAGAUUUCGACGUGAUUCACUAUACGCCAUGUACUGUUUUACGUUCUGUUUUUACUUUUUCAAUGAAUAACGUAACUUAAUAUCAAAGACAGCGUCGUGCAGAACUGCAAAAAUGUCGGGGGCCAUGGUUCAAACUUUACAAACAAGCUUUGAGCAACUCAAUUUAGGUUUUAACAUAGUGUUGUGUGCAUCAUGUCUUGAUUCACCUGUUGUGUGCAUCAUGUCUGUAUUCACCUGUUGCGCAAAUUUAUCAUACCAGAAAUAUGUAACCUUCAUCCGCAUGCCAACUGUCAGUAACCGGAUGUAACCUUUGACCCCGACAUACACCACUCGUGUGUUCUCGUAAUUUUAUCUCAAAACUCUAGGAAUUAUAUAACAUUUGUUGAAUGUUAUUGAAAAGUUUUAGCGUUUCUUAAUGACUAAAGUGAAUUCAAAGAUUGGAACAGACCCAAAACUUAAAUGCGUUUUUCGUGAAUACGUCCGAUGUGAAUAGUCAUGUCACUUUUUAUUUAUUUGGAUGUGUGCGAGAACUUGGGAGAGCGAGCGAGAUUAAACGAGAAGCGAAGUGCGUGUAGAAUGAAAUACAUUAGAGAAUUAUUUUUCAUAAAAGUUAUUUGUUAUUUAUAUAUUGUGCCUAUUGUAAAUAUACUAUUAGUAUGUUCUAGUACGUAUGAUUAUUUUAGGUUGUUUAAACUACAACAGUAUUGCAUUUAUUUCAAAAUCAACGUUGAUUUGAUUUCUAAAGCAGUUACGUUAGAUUAUAGCUGUGGGCAAUAACUUUUAAAUUAUAGCUGCAAGGGGCGGUAACUACCGCCCCAGCUCAUUCAGUGUGGACCUGUGAUCUAUUAUUAGGACUUCAUUUAAUUGUUAAUUCGUCUACUCUGUGUUGUCUACUUGUCUUUAUGUUAAAUAUGUAGAGAUUUACAAAUAAAUGUUACUUUGUCGCC